GUAGGGCCACUCAGUGGCGUCCUGAGGCAGGUGCGGUCUGCACCGAGGGUGACAUCGACCACACAGGGUGACACCGGACCCGCUCCACAAAAAGGUAAGUUGUAAAGAAAGCCGACGAUCCCCGCAGGAUGCAUCGGAUAUGCGGAUUGAGCAUAAUGGAUCAGAGUCCGGACCAUUAUGCUCAAUCUGCAGAUUCGAUCCAUUCUGCGGGGAUCGUCGGGAGGGGGUGUCACCAAGUGUUACCGCACCAGGUAACAUCUACUCUU
Molecule: messenger RNA, 266 nt
Organism: Staurois parvus
Lineage: Eukaryota; Metazoa; Chordata; Amphibia; Anura; Ranidae
Source: the annotation of a GenBank genome assembly